AUGGCAACCGUUCACAAGACCAAAGAGCAACCAAAGAAGCUCCAGCCCAAGAAGCUUCCCGUACAAGACCUCUCCGACGGGGAAGACUAUGACAGCGCCGAUGACUACACCGACGAUUCUGAAUACGAGGACGAAGUACCACAAACCAAGAACCAGAAAGGCAAACUACCCAACAAACAAUUGCAGAAGAACUUGCCAAAACAAAAACAACCCGUUCAACAAUACGAUUCAGAUGAAUACACGGAUGGAUCUGAAUAUGACGAAGAUGAUUAUGAAUACUCAGACGACGAAGCCGUGCAACCCUACUCGAAUGAAAACUCAGACUUCAAGCCCAACGGCGGCAUGGAUGUCCUCAAGAAAGAGGAGAAAUCUAUGCUGGACGAGGAAGGUAUGAAGCUGAGAUUGGAACUGAAUUUGGAAAUUGAGGUCGAGCUCAAGGCACGCAUCCACGGCGACCUCACCCUAGCUCUCAUGUAA
Messenger RNA from Penicillium griseofulvum, 477 nucleotides. RefSeq lists its product as uncharacterized. Bases 1 to 477 code for a protein of 158 amino acids. The transcript has a single exon. The record is from RefSeq and is a predicted model, not a curated record. Lineage: Eukaryota; Fungi; Ascomycota; Eurotiomycetes; Eurotiales; Aspergillaceae.